AUUUCGCAAUUAAUUUCUAAUAAUCAUGUCUGACCGUGCGGAUAAAAGUAAUAUGCAAAGUGCAUUCUCGGAACUGAGUGCUGAUCUUCAAGAUCAAGAUGAGAACUACGUCGUUUGCCCUUAUGACAAAGUUCAUCGCAUAUUGCCUUCCCGUUUGGCUUUACAUUUGAUCCGUUGUGCUAGGAAUAAUUCUAGUAUUAAAUUGGUCCGCUGUCCGUUCAACACCACCCAUAUGCUGAAGCCCGAUGAAUUACAUGAACAUGUUGCUAGCUGUGAUUUUCGUAGGGUCUAUGCUCGCUUCAAACAUGCCGACAUGUUGCCGCCAACAGAACCACGUGCCCCGGUGACUGAUGUCGUCGAAUCAAGUGAAAACUGGGAUGAGGAGCCACCAGUUCCUUCUUAUGAUCCACAAGCCUAUUGUGUAAGGAAUCCAGUUAUUCGUAAUAUACACGGUGGUUCUGCGUCUCAGCGCCGAGACUUCCGCAACAGCGAACGCAUCCGUUUGAAUAAAUUUAAAUAAUUCAUUAUUUGGUUUAAGUAUGCAGAUUCAUAUGACGACGAAACGACAAAAAUAUUAAAU
This is a messenger RNA of Drosophila montana, 580 nucleotides long. RefSeq names its product gametocyte-specific factor 1 homolog. The record is from RefSeq and is a predicted model, not a curated record. Lineage: Eukaryota; Metazoa; Arthropoda; Insecta; Diptera; Drosophilidae. Bases 26 to 520 code for a protein of 164 amino acids. The transcript has 2 exons.